AUGGCUGGCCAGGUAUGUGUGGUAACCGGGGGUCGCGGUUUCGUGGGUCGCUGGCUGGUUCGCAAGCUGUUAGCGACGGGCGAAUGGAGCACGGUGCGAGUGGUCGACAUGGCGCCCGAGCUCAGGCUUACGGACGACGAGGCCAACGGCGAGGGCGAGGCGGGGCUCGUGCGGGACUCGGCGCGCAGCGGACAGCUCGAGUACAUCUCCGGGAAUGUCUGCGAUCGGACGGCCAUGGUUAACGCUUUCCAGGGCGCGUCGGCGGUGUUUCACAUGGCGUCGCCCAACCACGCCCUCACGGACCUCGCUCCGCACUACACUGUCAACGUGCUCGGCACGAAGAACGUGAUUGCGGCGUGCCAGGAGGCCGGCGUGCGUCGUCUCAUCUUCACCAGCUCCGCUAGCGUGGUGUUCGACGGGCGGCAUGACAUCAAGAACGGGGAUGAGUCUCUGCCGUAUGCUGGCAAGGCUACUAACGCGUAUGGAGAGACCAAGGCGCAGGCAGAGGCUAUAGCCCUAGCGGCAAACGGACAAGGAGGGCUGCUGACAUGCGCCCUGCGCCCCAGCAACAUCUUUGGACCAGGGGACCCUGACCUCGUGCCCAUCACCAUCAAGAACGCUCAAAAGGGCAAGCUCAAGUUUAUAGUGGGCGAUGGGGAGAACAUGUCUGAUUUGACAUACGUUGAGAACGUGGUGCAUGCUCAUAUCUGUGCGGAGAAGGCUCUUAGCGAGUACAAGGGCGACCCCACCAGUGACGACUCGCCAGCUGGCAAGGCAUAUUUCAUCACUAAUGCCGAUCCAAGGCGAUUCUGGGACUUCAUCUUCGCAAUUGCCGGAGGCUUUGGCUACAGCAGCAAGCCCAUCGCCAAGCUCCCAGCAGACAUCCUAAUUCCAGUGGCGGGGGGAGUAGAGGCCAUUACAAAGGCCCUGGCACCCCUCGGCGUGCCCCCUUCUGAUUUCACUCCUGCUCGCCUGCUCCUUGCCACCCGCUGGAGAACGUUUUCGCCUGCCCGGGCAGGCAGACUGCUGGGCUACAAGCCGAUCGUGUCCGUUGAUGAAGGGCUCCAACGCACUAUAGCAUCGUACCCGCACCUGCAGCGCACCACCUACGAGAAGGAGAAAGCAGCAGAGGCAGCGGCAGCGCGGGCAGCCUUCCGAGAGCGCUCGUCCGUGCACAGGGCGCUGGGAGGAGGGAUGAUAGCGGACAUUCUGAUGUGGCAGGACGUGAAGUUGUCUCUUCUUGCGAUGCUGCUCGCGUGGAUGGUGCUGCGCUGGGCGAUUGGGCGGGUGGGAGGGACUCCUGUCCUCUCCCUUGCCGCGACUGCUGCCAUGGGUUUCCUUCUGCAUGCUGCCGUGCUGCACCGCAUUGCACCCAUUGCAAAGAGGUUUCGCCUGCCCCUGCCUGACAUGGCGGCUGUUGAGUGGCGCAUUCCCGAGAAGCCAGUGGUGGAGGCCAGCCAAUGGGUGGCUGCCACGUGGAACGGCUCUGUGGCCGCCCUGCAGGAGAAGCUGCUAGUCGAGAGGGACUGGUCCGCUGCUGGCAAGGUGUUGGCCGCACUGACUGCGCUUCAACUCCUCGCCUCUUUCAUCACCGUUCACACGCUUUCCUUCCUGGCCCUGCUCGCAGUGUUUGUCAUUCCCUCGGUGAUUGACAAGAGACAAGGAAGCAACGCAGCUCCUUCCACCAGUCAAGGCAACCAAGCGUCAAACUCGGGUGUAGCCACAUCAUAG
This is a messenger RNA of Closterium sp. Naga37s-1, 1731 nucleotides long. The record is from the annotation of a GenBank genome assembly. Lineage: Eukaryota; Viridiplantae; Streptophyta; Zygnematophyceae; Desmidiales; Closteriaceae.